GGUAACACUGAGGACAGAUCAGCAUUACGAGGUGAUGAGAGCUAUACUGCAAGGGAUGUCACCAGGGCUGUCGUGAGCGAUAGCGCCUGUUUACACGAUUCUUCACAGACAUUCACCAUCAAAUAUGGACAACGAGGCGGUUGAGACGUUUCCUUUCUCGGAUCGCACUGAAAUCAGCUUUCUGAAAAGAGUCAGCAUUGAAGGCCAACUGAAAGACAUCCAUCCCGACAUUACAAUUAACAUCGACGAGACUCAGGUAAGAGUCAAGGGGUCAAGGAAUUCCGUGUAUGAUGCCAAAACAUUCAUUGCUACCAUCUUGGAGGAAACUGAGUUACGUGACAUUAAAGUGACUGAUCCAUCGCGCAUCAAACUUUUCAAGAAGGAUGUAACUCGUAGAUAUAUUGGAAGCAGACUGUUACGAAAUGGCCUUAAUGCAGUGUACGAUGUCUGCGAAGACGGGAUCAGGAUCCGGUGCAAGCAUGCCGAGUUUUGCCGAGUUCGGGAUGUCAUAGACGCUGCCAUCGUCAGUGAAGAGGUUGAUGCCUUACAUAUUGGUGUAACACUCCGUGACAGACUUCAAGAGUUGAGAGAUUAUACGGAAGUGGACGACAAUCCAAGGCGUACUCGCCUCUCAGUACAUUUCGAGAAAUACAACACGGUGAAGGAAAUCGUGGAUGUUGUGAUAAAUGAGCUGAACGAGGAACCAGGUGUUCUUCGCCGACGCAAAUCUGAUAGUGGAUUUAGCGACUCAGACGAGGAUCAGGUCAAUGGUGGUGGCGGUGCUGCAAGUCAGGAUGAUUCCCUCACCCACCAAGAGAAGUCAGUGUACACCGAAAGGCUUGAAAUCCGGAAACCUGGCAUCGAAAAUAUUUCAAGGUCCGAUGAAUUUCAAGCAUUUUUGGAAGAAACUGCACAUGGGAAAAACAUGAAAGUGGCGCCAUGUCAUGUCAACGAAGGUGGAUUUAACGACUCAGACGAGGAUCAGGUCAAUGGUGGUGGCGGUGCUGCAAGUCAGGAUGAUCCCCUCACCCAUCAAGAGAAGUCAGUGUACACCGAAAGGCUUGAAAUCCGGAAACCUGGCAUCGAAAAUAUUGCAAAGUCCGAUCAAUUUCAAGCAUUUUUGGAGGAAACUGUACAUGGAAAAAACAUCAAAGUGGCGCCAUGUCAUGUCAACGAAGAACAGGGGAGGAUCAUCAUUAAGCAGGGCACGCUUGAGGCUUUAGAGUUCAAGGUGGAUGUGCUAGUUUGUCCAGCCUCCAAAACGUUGGACCUGAGUUAUGGCGUGGUGGCAAAGGCUCUGUCUGAAGCUGCUGGAACAGAACUUCAGGAGGAUUGUAAGAAGGAAUUCCGAGUUAACGAAAUGAAGGAGUAUCAUAUGACGGUGACGCCACCCUAUCGUCUCAAAUGUAACAAUGUCCUCUUUGUGGCCUUGCACCACUGGAACCAUAGACAAGAAACCAAAGCUAAAGAGAUGUACCAAUGGAUACUCAGUGAAUGCCUGGAAAAAAUAUCAAGGAUUGAACCACUUCCAACGUCUGUUGCACUCCCUGCUUUGGGCUGCGGCAAUCUCGGGUAUCCACGUGACCUUGUGGCAGACUUGAUGAUGGACACGGUGAAGCAGUUUAUACAAAGACAGAAGGUUGAUGUAUAUGUGAUACUACACCCCGACAACCCGGAUGUACAGAAGGCAUUCCAAGCAAGACGGGAAGCGUUUCACGUCGAGGACAUCAGACUGACAGUCAGAAAAGGGGAUAUUUUGGAAGAACAGACCGACGUGAUAGUCAACAGUAUAUCAGAACGCUUCAAUCUGACUGAAACCCUUUCAACAGAACUGGUAGAACGCUUUGGAGAGCCAUUCAAGAAGGAUUUCAGAAAAAAUCUUCCAGCUCUGCAAAAGUCUGGAUUAUCGUUUUGCAAGUCGUGCAGACCUUGGACUUGUGUAGUACAUCUUUGCGCCAGCGUGUUUAAAGGGAAGAACGGAACAGAUUGGCUGGCAGCAAUACUUUCAUGCCUCAAAGAAUCUGGGGAAAAGUUCAAACCAGCGUCUGUGGCCCUUCCUUGUCUUGGCGUUGGUUCUGAGCGUCUUUCCCCCGAACAACUGGCGGAACUCUUGCAUGAUGCCAUAGAACAAUACCGAGCUGCCGUUCACUUCAAGAAACAUCGCAUCAACGAUAUCAGGCUGUUAGUGCUUCGUGACGAAGAUUUUGAUCGAAUCGUCACCACGUUGCAGGACAUUCAGGAGAGAAACAAUAAACGUCUCGAGGCCACGGGGCAAAAGCAAGUAUAUGAUCUUUACGUAUCAUCUACUGAAACGUCAAAGGUGCAGGAUCUUGCUGGGCAAAUCCGAAGCUUUGUCGAUGCAAACGUACGCAGUGAGGCUGUUGAAGCCGACAGGCUGGUUUCUGCAAUGUCCAAAGAGAGGAUGGACGAUCUUCAACAACUUGCAAGGAAUCACACUGUGGGCUUGAAGGUGAUCGGAUGCAAGCUGAUACUGUUUGGCAUGGACGUAGACAUAGCCAAGGCGAAGGUUGACAUCAAGAGGUUUCUGAGAACAUGUCACAGCGCUAAAUGGAGUUCGGCGAAGGAUGACCACAAUCUCGAUCUGGACUCAAUCAAUGGCUAUGUUGAGGAUGCUUAUCAACACAACAAAAGAUACACAUUGUUUACGGAUCAGUCCGAUAGGCUCUACAGGCUGAAGAUCAAAGACGGGAAGGUUUCGAUAUGCCAGGAUCCAGAUAAACGAGAGAUACAAUUACAGAGAAGAGUCUCCGUGACGUAUGAUGACAUUCCACUCAACUGGUCGCUUCAGCACCAAGGAGUCACGGACUGCGUCCCUGUGGACAGAGAUGGGGAAGAAUUCAAAAACGUCAUUACUCGCUUUGAAACUCAGAGGAAGUCCAAAAGUGAGAAAUUUCACAUAAAAGAAGUAUAUCGGAUUGAGAACAGGCUACUACACAGGAAGUAUAAGGCAGAAGAGGAACGACUUUCCCUACAAAAUGGCUGGGACAAAGUCAAUGAGCGCAUACUCUGGCAUGGAACCAGCCAGGGCUCAGUUGAAAACAUAAACACAAAUGGAUUUGACAGGAGUUACUGUGGUGCAAAUGCCAUCAGAUUUGGUGAAGGGACCUACUUUUCUGUCGACCCAUCCUAUUCGUCCAGCGACACAUACUCGCCUCCAGAUUCCAAAGGAUUGAAAUACGUGUAUCAGGCGAAGGUACUGACUGGCAUUCCAGUGGAAGGGAAGGUAACGAUGAAGUACCUGCCAGUGAGAGCAGGCACAAGCACUCCCUAUGAUUCUGCUGUCAACAACUUGAAGGACAUCAAAACCUAUGUCAUCUUCAAGGAUGAUCAAGCUUACCCUGAGUAUCUAAUCGAAUUCACCCAUGCGGUCGGCAAGCAGGUGGACAUGACAGGAAGCAAGACAAAAGCCGAUCCUUGUGAUGCGCAAGACAACAAUGCUCCAGCAAUGACUCGGUUGUAGUUUACCACUGAAGAGUGGUCAGUCACAAUAACCUCAAUCGAACUCAAGUGAUCACAUGCGGAAACAGCUGUUAGAACCCUUGUCCUUUCUAGCCCCGGUUUGUGGGCAAGUAGGUAGCAAGUUUGAAGUGUCGGAGUAUGUUGUGGACACAUAAAUUGUUGCAGUGUCGGACACCUAUUUCUGAAAACAUCCUUGUGUUGAACUGUAUUGGAAUACUGGUUUCGAACCAAAUUGAAUCUGUCAUAUAUCUGUAAUUCUUUAUCAAUUAGCCAAUAUUUACACACUUACUGAAAAAUAGCCCCUGAAGUUCCUCUUAAGUUUCUCAUUAAUAUUUGCCCAUAAAGACGUUAAAAGAUGGUACUUGUUGAAACACUGUCUGGCGCUCGGCAUUAAGGGGAAAAAACAAUGACUAG
Molecule: messenger RNA, 3894 nt
Organism: Haliotis rufescens (red abalone)
Lineage: Eukaryota; Metazoa; Mollusca; Gastropoda; Lepetellida; Haliotidae
Product: protein mono-ADP-ribosyltransferase PARP14-like
Exons: 19
Coding region: 125-3481 (1118 amino acids)
Biological process (GO): negative regulation of gene expression
Cellular component (GO): cytoplasm; nucleus
Molecular function (GO): transcription corepressor activity; NAD+ poly-ADP-ribosyltransferase activity
Source: RefSeq, a predicted model, not a curated record